AUGUCAAGCACUGGACGUCGAACCCCAUCGAGACGCGUUGUCUCGAGACAGAGCAAUGCCCCUUCGGCCAGAUCGGAGGCUCCAAGCGCUCGAAGCAGUUCUCCUGAUCUUCGCUCACUUCCGCAAAGUGAAGCUCCAGUUGCGAGCGAAUCGACAUCGCCAUUGGCAUCUGUGCGCAGUGCUACUUCUUCGCUUCGUUAUGGGUCUGAACUAGGAUUGUCAUCGCAAGGAUCGACAGCAUUGUCGUCGCGUAGAGGGCAUGCUCGUGCUGAUCUUGGAACCGCGCCAAGUCAUCAUAGGACAGUCCGUAUCGAAGGACUUGAAGAUGAUCUGGCAGACGACAACAAUCAGCCCCGUAUGUAUAUCUGGGGAACGAGAAUCUGCGUAGUUGACGUGCAGAGAGCUUUUCGCGGAUUUAUCACCGAAUUUAAAAUCUCAUCCCUUGAUGAAGAUGAAAACAUGCUGAUGUUGCCCUCUACGACGGAUUGUCCUUUCUUGAACCUCAAUCUUGCUCAUGUGAAGGCGUAUUCUGAGCCACUGUAUAGGAAGAUUGUCGCAUAUCCUGCUGAUGUAAUUCCAUACCUUGAUAUGACUGUGAACGAAAUUUACCAAGAGAAAUAUAAUCAUUCAAUGGCUACACCAAUUGAGCUUCGCCCUUUCAAUGCGGACAAGACGAGGAACAUGCGCAGCUUAAAUCCAUGCGAUAUUGAUCAACUAAUUACUAUCACUGGGAUGGUUACACGUACAUCGUCGCUAAUUCCCGAAAUGCGAAUGGGUUUCUUCCAAUGUUCGGUUUGUCACUUCUGCGUAGAAAGUGAAGUAGAUCGUGGAAGAUUAGAAAUACAGUUACGAGAUUGUUUUGCAGAUGACAUGCCCUCUGGCCAAACCCCUCACACUGUUACUGUAUUCGCCCAUGGUCAUUUAGUGGAAUCUGUGCAACCUGGAGAUCGCGUCACGCUUACUGGAAUUUUCCGUGUGCAAGCAACAAAGGUAAAUCCUCGUCAGAGAAAUCUGAUGGCUGUCUAUCGCACCAACGUCGAUGCUCUUCACUUUAGAAAAACUGAUUCGUCACGACUCCAUCAGGAUAAUGGGUAUGCAAGCAUUGACAAUUACCUUAUGUUAUCAACAAUUGUUUGGCUCCGAAUUUAG
Molecule: messenger RNA, 1149 nt
Organism: Strongylus vulgaris
Lineage: Eukaryota; Metazoa; Nematoda; Chromadorea; Rhabditida; Strongylidae
Source: the annotation of a GenBank genome assembly